UGUAAACAAACAGACGUGCGAUUUGCAAUACGAGAGGAAGUCAGAGAGAGUGAAGAGAAUAGCAAUAAUAAGAGUAACGAGAAGAAAUAGAGGUUGUAUUAUAAGAAUAUUCAGUGAGAGUAGAAAAUAACGGCAGAUAAAUACCAUAAAGUAGGAGAAACAAGUAAUAAUCCGUGAGAAAAGUGAGAGAUCGAGGGGAUGUUUGUUUAAGCCUUCAACUAAACCUUCUAAUUCUACUUGUGGCUUAGCUCUGUAAUGCCCACAUGACACCCACAGCGAAACUUGAGGUGGGUGGGAAGGAGCACGGGAGUGUGAUACUGUUUGACGAGUCCAAGGCAGAACUCUUCAAACUCAGCGAUGGAUACAGGUCACUACACAAGAAGCUCAAGACACAGUGGAAGGUUGUUAGCAACCGAGAAGACCUGAGCAAGGAGAGUGUGGCGCAGGCAGCUGUGUUGGUUCUGGCCUGCCCCCGACAGCGCUUCACAGAGGGACAGUUCUCCAUCCUGAGGCGCCAUGUGGACGAGGGCGGCAGUCUCUUUGUGCUGGCUGAAGAAGGCGGAGAGAAGAAAGCGAAUUCCAAUAUUAACUUUUUGCUGGAGGAAUAUGGGAUUGCUGUGAAUAAUGACUCGGUGGUGAGGACCUGCUAUUACCGCUACUUUCACCCCAAGGAGUGCCUGAUCAACAAUGGCGUCCUGAACCGAGCCAUCCUGGACGCCUCGGGGAAGAACAUACCUAGUCUAAUCCUUGAUGAGUCACGUUCCAGCAGAUCCAUGGCUUUUGUGUAUCCCUUUGGCUGCACCCUGAAUGUGGCACGCCCUGCUGUGGCUGUUCUCUCCACCGGCAGCAUAUCCUUUCCUCUCAACAGACCGGUGUGUGCCUUCUAUGAGCACCCGAGGAACCGGGGACGUGUAGCGGUGCUCGGCUCGGCCCACAUGCUGUGCGACCAAUACCUGGACCGUGAGGAGAACAGUAAGAUCAAGGAUGUGGUGUUCCAGUUUCUCACCGCCAAGGACUUCAAGCUGAACCAGAUCGAUGCUGAUGACCCGGAGAUCUCCGACUACAAUAUGACUCCUGAUGUGGCGUGCCUGGCCGAGAACCUUCGCACAUGUCUCCAGGAGUCUGAGGAAGUGCCCACAGACUACACCCAGCUCUUUCACACUCAGCUCACCUCAGUGGACAUGCAGCUGGUGCCGGCCAGUCUGGAGUCUUACAGCAAACUUAACGUGAAGCAUGAACCGCUACGCCUUAUCACACCACAAUUUGAGACACCUCUGCCGCCCCUCCAGCCUGCGGUGUUUCCUCCUUCAUUCCGGGAGCUGCCCCAUCCUUCCCUUGAGCUAUUUGACCUGGACGAGGCCUUCAGCUCAGAGAAAUCCAGACUAGCACAGGUGACCAACAAGUGCAAAGAUGAGGACCUGGAGUACUAUGUGAGGGAGUGCGGGGACAUUCUCAGUGUGAUGCCCAAACUCCCGCCCAACGCCAGGGAUGCCAAGCACAUCCUGGAGUACAUCUUUACCCAGUUGGUGGAGUUCAAGAAGCUCAACCAGGAUCCCGACGCCUUCAGCAGGUCAGAGAUAGAAGGCGAACUGUGAAGAGGAGGAGAGAACAUGGGACCAUACAACUACUGAGUGCAUGACUACUGUAAUGUAUGAAUUCUGAGGGUCAAGAGGGAAUAUGCCAAGCACCAAUUCACUACUUGUAUAUUUGAGUGUGUUUAUUGACAUGUAAUUGAGUAAUGCAUGUGUCCUGAUGAUGGAGGGGUAAGGCAGAUAGAAGGCACCAAUUAGUACUGCAUAUUCAAGUGUGUGCAAUAGUGCAAUGUG
Molecule: messenger RNA, 1826 nt
Organism: Portunus trituberculatus (swimming crab)
Lineage: Eukaryota; Metazoa; Arthropoda; Malacostraca; Decapoda; Portunidae
Product: intraflagellar transport protein 52 homolog
Exons: 11
Coding region: 264-1595 (443 amino acids)
Biological process (GO): intraciliary transport; cilium assembly
Cellular component (GO): cilium; centriole; intraciliary transport particle B
Source: RefSeq, a predicted model, not a curated record